Rotaria sp. Silwood2 is the source of this 594-nucleotide messenger RNA. Lineage: Eukaryota; Metazoa; Rotifera; Eurotatoria; Philodinida; Philodinidae. The record is from the annotation of a GenBank genome assembly.
AUGGAUGCUUUGUCGACGUUCCUCCUUAACGAACGUUUUUGGUUGCCUUCAAAUACAACUUGGAAAGAUUUUACUCGACUUGAACAAGAAGAAAAUAUCAAGUUAACAAAUCCAAAAGAUCUUCUCUAUGUUUUUCCUUUAGCCGGUGUAAUUUAUGUGAUUCGACUACUUUUCGAGCGAUAUAUUGCUAAACCGAUCGGUCGAUCACUGGGUAUUCGUGAUAGAGUUACAAGGAAAACAACAACGAUAUCAACAAAUCGUAGUACGCCCGUAGAUGUAAAUCAAACAUAUAAACAACAACACGUAGCCAGUGGUGAUAGUGCCACAUCAUCAUCGGCAAGUCGCUAUCCACGCAUUAGUUCACUGGCUAAAUUUAGUGAAACCUGUUGGCGUUUUACCUUCUAUAUAAGUGCAUUUAUUUACGGUCUUGUCAUACUUAAAAAUAAAUUGUGGACAUGGGACACACGUUAUUGUUGGUUGAGUUAUCCUAAUCAACCUCUAACGGCAGAUAUCUUUUGGUACUAUAUGAUCGAGCUUGCUUUCUACUGGUCACUUUUAUUUUCUCAAUUCAUCGAUGUUAAACGAAAGGUAUAA